AUGGCCGAUGCCAAUCCGCGGAGACCGCGACGCGCCGCAAAAGCGUGUUCUUUUUGCCGUCGUCGAAAGCUGCGGUGCGAUAACGGGAAGCCCGCUUGUUCUAAUUGCCGGGGAUACGGCAAUGAAUGUGUCUACCCCGCAGAUAUUGUUAGGCAAAGACCCACCAAGGCCCGCCUGUCGCAACUAGAAGCAGAGAACCAACAAUUGCGUCAGCAACUCGGCGCUGUUGAGACUCAAUCUAUCCAUGAAAGUGUAUCGCCCGAACAUAGUCGUGCUUCAUCAAGACAGGAAACGCAAGAGCUUUCCGCUGAUACCCCACGCGAAUCGUCUUGUGGCAGAGAACAACCCGAAGCUAGCACUGUGGAGCAUUCUCAGUCGGCAGUCUCACGCAUCUUCAUCUCGCCGAACGGAGACUCCAGUUAUCAUGGCCUGACCAGCACUCUCUUCGAUGAUGCUCCGACUGACAGACGUGGUCAGGUGCGAUCCACCGAUCAGCAAGUCCCUGCUGAUCAUGUUUCUAAGCGCUUGAUGGGAGAGGCUGCGUAUCAAAGACAACUCGAGGGGUUGAAUAUGCGUCAUGGAAAGUUGGACUUUGACGGUGUCGAUCCGGAACUGGGCAUGCACCUACUAUCUCUUCACUGGAAUCGCCAGCACCAUUCGUUCCUAAUCACAUACCGACCCGCUUUUAUGCGCGACAUGGCCUGUAACGGGCCAUAUUUCUCUAAGCUCCUUCUCAACGCCAUCUACUUCGGUGCUUCGAAGUUCAGCAAUCGACCUGAGAUUCGUCGGGACCCUAACGAUGUGCGCACUGCAGGCUGGACCUUUCGCAUGCGAGUCAAGGAGCUCCUUGGUAGUGCUCUUGAUCGUAGUGAGAUUACCACUAUCCAAGCACUUUUAGUCAUGACCAGCUCAUUGUUCGCAUUGGGUGAUGAGCGCAGUGCUGCCUGGCUGUACGCCGGUACUGCCUUUCGAAUGAUCAUCGAUCUGGGGAUGCACGUCGACGCAACAAUGUUAACAAAUAUGCGUCGGCUCUCCGAUGAAGAUCUAGAAAUCCGCCGACGCGUUUUCUGGGGAGCAUUCGUCGUGGAUAAAAUUCAAUCGCUAUACCAAGGUCGCCCAGCAAGUCUCCAAGACUUCGAUACCAAAGUAUCGCUUUCCUUUCUGGACAACUACGAAGAGCUUGAGGAAUGGCAGCCAUUUGCAUAUUCAGAUGUCGAGUCGUAUCCAGGGUCUCCUGCCUACAGCGUGUCAACGUUCACGCAACUAUGCAAGCUUUCUCUCAUCUUGAACGCGAUCCUGAGCAAAGUCUACUCAGAGCGAAGCUCAGCGCGGUCGCCGGAGGAGCUCCUUGCAACCUUGAAAUUCUUGGAUUUGCAGCUUAAAAACUGGCACGAUGCAAUACCUGAUCACCUGCGAUUCAACCCAAGCACGACUCAGGUUACACCACCGCCACAUGUGGUUUCACUUCUUGCGCUAUAUAACGUCCUCCUGAUCCUUCUCCAUCGACCAUUUGUAGCUGAAGGGCAUCUUCACACCACUGAUCUGUCAGUCGCUAUUACGUCAUUCAGCACAUGCACUGUGGCUGCGAAUCGCAUCAUCCAGCUUCUCCAAGCUUAUGACCACACAUAUUCGAUUCGACGAGCGCCGUAUUUGAUUUCAUAUGCUACGUACGUGGCCGCAACAAUCUUUGUCCGAGUCGCGGCCCAGAAGGAAGGAGGUAGCCGAGCGCAUGCUAGCCUACGGGCCUGCUUCAGCAUUUUCAAGAAAAACCAGGAGACAAAUUGGGCUGUGCGCAGAGCUGGGAACGUCAUUCUCCAUUUGAUGAGCCGGAUGGGUGUGAACUUGGAUACCAAUAGCAACGAAGCUGAUGGACGAAAGCCUACCCGUCCCCUGCAGGAAGUCGUGGCUCUGGAUCAAGCACCCUACAUAUCUGGAGAUGGUUCACACCUAGAUGCGAUGACAGUCGCUAGCUAUGGAACCCCGAGGUCUGGAGAAAUAGAUGACUCAGAACUCGACAUCGACAUGAUAAUCCAGAGCUUCAUUCGACAAGAUAACAGGUCAAAUGAAAGUCAAGUCUACCUUGACAGUGCUGAACAUCCACUUGCAGGGUCUGAAACAACUCCCUUUGGAACACAGGGCAAUAUGGCGCCUGCCGUCAUGCCUCCUUACGAAGAGACUUAUCCUGGGCCACGCUUUGAUGAUGAUAUGCUAUUUGGCUUUAACGGCUCGCUUCAAGAUAGUAUGAUGUAUGACUAG
This is a messenger RNA of Penicillium subrubescens, 2256 nucleotides long. RefSeq lists its product as uncharacterized. Gene Ontology annotation, biological process: regulation of DNA-templated transcription; DNA-templated transcription. Gene Ontology annotation, molecular function: DNA binding; DNA-binding transcription factor activity, RNA polymerase II-specific; zinc ion binding. Lineage: Eukaryota; Fungi; Ascomycota; Eurotiomycetes; Eurotiales; Aspergillaceae. The record is from RefSeq and is a predicted model, not a curated record. The transcript has 4 exons. Bases 1 to 2256 code for a protein of 751 amino acids.